CUGUCCCUCCCACUCAACAGCGAAUUCCCCCAAAACAAAUACUACCAACCUCUGGUACCGCCCACUUCAAAGUUUGUAUCAGUUCAAAAAUGGGAUUCUGAACCCUAACCAAAACCAGCUCCAAAAAUGGAGAUGACGGAGGAGCAGAGGCAGAGGGCCGAAUCCAACCGCCUCGCGGCCCUAGCCAAGCGCAAGGCACUCGCCGAGUCUUCUUCUACGAUCAACCAACAAGACCCCUGGAGGCUAUUCAAAUGCCGCAAAAUCUCGACCGACCACCACGCCACCGCUAUCCCGAGACCCAAACACCCACCUUCCUCUUUUGCAGACCCAUCAUUUCCCAAGCCCCAACCCCCCGCCCCUCCGCCCGAGAAGUUCCGGGCCCGGCUGGAAAUCUGCUCUCCUGAUUCGUUCUCUGUCGCACCAGACGCCGUGGAGGGUUUCGCCUAUCCCGGUGAAGCCGCUUGCUUGGAGAAACUCAGCGACUGCCUCUCGAAUGUUGUGCUAGUGCACUAUACACAAAACCAUGGUGGUGGAAAGGCUUGUGUUUAUAAACUUGGGGACUAUGAUUCAGUUCUUAGGUGUUUGAAGAAUUAUAAGGGCGUUGAAAUUGAAGACAUACCUUGGGGCACACUUAAUGUCGUUGGGAGGCUUUCACAUUCCUUGACUGAAGGGCGGUGGUUGCCAUGUCGGCCAGAACAGUUGUCCAAUGAGAGGGUUGACGAAUACAUUAGAAAGCUUCCAAAAAUGUUGCUUGAUGCACUGAUGCCUUUCCAACUUGAAGGUGUCAGAUUUGGAUUACAAAGGGGUGGUCGGUGUCUCAUUGCAGAUGAAAUGGGACUUGGAAAAACCCUUCAGGCAAUUGCAAUCGCUUGUUGUUUUAUGACUGAAGGUCCUGUCCUCGUUGUCUGUCCUGCUAUUUUGCGUUUUUCAUGGGCAGAAGAAUUGGAGCGUUGGCUUCCUUUUUGUUCACCAGCUGAUUUCCAUCUCGUUUUUGGCCGGAAAAGUAAUCCUGCGCAUUUGUCAAGAUGCCCAAAGGUUGUAGUAACUUCGUACACAAUGCUUCACCGCUUGCGAAAGAGCAUGUUGGAGCGAGAGUGGGCUGUGUUGAUAGUUGAUGAAUCACACCAUGUACGCUGUACAAAAAAAGCAUCUGAACCGGGAGAGAUAAAAGCUGUCUUGGAUGUAGCAACAAAGAUCAACCGUAUAGUUUUAUUGUCGGGGACGCCUUCUUUGUCAAGGCCAUUUGACAUUUUCCAUCAGAUAAAUAUGUUGUGGCCUGGUUUGCUGGGAAAGGAUAAAUAUGAAUUUGCGAGGACUUAUUGUUCUGUCAAAUUUUUUCGGGGUUGCCAAGGGAAAACUUAUCAGGAUUUUUCAAAGGGUGUCCGCUUGGAGGAGUUAAAUGUCUUAUUGAAGCAGACUGUUAUGAUAAGACGUUUGAAGAAGCAUGUGUUGGUGCAGUUGCCACCCAAACGCCGUCAGAUUAUAAGUUUGCAGUUGAAGAGAUCAGAUGUUAUUUCAGCAAUGAGUCUUUGUGAGGUGGUGAAAAGCAAUGCUUCAGGAAAUGAGGACGCCAAAGUUCCUGAGGACGCCACAGAGGACCCUUUAGAGAUAUCUGAUGAACUUGAUGAUAGAAGUAGCUGUCGCGAAUCUUUGAGGAUACUCUCCUGGCAACAAAUUGGUAUAGCAAAAUUGUCCGGAUUUUUGAAGUGGCUUUCCAUGCACCCCAUCUUUGCUGAGUCAGAUGUCGUAGAUAAUUUGGAACUUGGCGUUAGUUCUCAUAAAAUGAUAAUUUUUGCUCAUCACCACAAGGUUAUGGAUGGAGUGCAGGAGUUCUUGUGUGAUAAAGGGAUUGGAUUUGUCCGCAUCAAUGGGCGCACACCUCCCAGAGAUAGGCAGAUAGCUGUUAAUUCUUUCCAGUUAUCGAAAGAGGUUAAGAUUGCAAUAAUUGGAAUCACGGCUGGCAACGUUGGAUUAGACUUUUCAUCUGCUCAACAUGUUGUGUUCUUGGAGCUGCCUCAGACCCCAUCUCAUAUGAGUCAGGCUGAAGAUAGAGCUCAUAGGCGAGGGCAAACCAAAGCUGUUAAUGUGUAUAUCUUCUGUGCAAAGGAUACUUUGGAUGAAUCACGCUGGUAUUAUCUAAAUAAAAGUUUACAACGUGUAUCAUCCACUACAGAUGGGAAGUACGAAGCAAUACACGAAAUUGAGGUUGAAAGUGUUUCCUAUCACGAAACAGAUGGAAGUACUGAAAAUCUAACUCCAGAGGGAGCACAACGGCAUGAAGUCUCUGGUGUAGAGCUAAAGCGGUUCUCUAGAGCUAUCUCUGAUACAGAUCUCUGGCAUGUGGAUGAAUACAAUGAAUUAGCUGAAAUGAAAAAUAAUAGAAGUGAACUGAAAAGCAAUACUGGUGGCGAUACAUCGCAAGAAGACAAUUAUCCUGAUGAGGCUGACAUGGUUUCUGAUCUGGAUAUGUGGAAGCAUACUGUUCCCGGUGGAUCACAAGCAACUGCUUCUGAGGGUAAAUCUGGACGUACUGAAUUAAAUAGCUUACAUCAUUUGGAAGAUAGAGCCAAAGGCAACGAUCAAUUGGAAGAGGAAGGGAAUUCAGUUUCUGAAAGAUCAGGUGAGCUGAUUGAAGCUGAUUCAGGCAACUCUAUACCAGUUGAUUGUCUCCAAUUUGAGGUGAGCCAAUAUACUGGAAGGAUCCACUUAUACUCGUGUAUUCCAGGGAUAGACUCGAGACCACGACUACUUUUUGAAAAUUUCAAACCCUUGGAACUUGAGUCACCAAAUCUUCCUGACAAGGACAGCAAAUCAGUUUCUAAAUCAAUCAAGGAUAAUCCUGAAUACAGGCCUGCACUUCUGGCAUUUAUUGAGGAGUGGAAAAAUCUUAGGCCGAUGCAACGAAACAAGUUGCUUGCCAAGCCUUUGCAACUUCCAUUAUCUGUUGAGUUGUGCUGUUUGACGGAAAGCCUUAACCAUGAUAGCGGGGGAUUGUUGAAAGGGAAAAGCAAAAGACGCACUACACCUUUGAAUGAGAUUAGUCUCGUGUUACCACCAAAUGCUGAGUGGAAGAGGGUUCAUCUCCUUGUUGGUCACUGUCAAAAGGAGAAAGAAUACACUCAGGGUUGGACUGUUACGGGCGAACCAUUGUGCAAACUCUGUCAAACACCUUGCAAGCGCGAAAAUGCGGAGACACCUGAAUUUCUUGAGGAUCUUUUCUGUAAUUUGAGUUGCUAUGAAGAAUAUCGCUUCAGAACUAGCAAUAGAUUUAUCCGUCAGGAGCUUUUCCAAAUUGAACGGGGGAUUUGCACAAAUUGCCAACUAGACUGCCAUAAGCUUGUGGAGCACCUAAAACCUCUAUCCAGUGCAAAGCGGCAGAAGUAUAUUGAGAAGGUAGCACCAAAGUUGGCCAGGCGUAAGAAAUUACUUAACAAGCUUGUACAAGAUCCAAGUGAGGGCAAUUCAUGGCAUGCAGACCACAUUGUCCCUGUCUAUCAAGGGGGAGGGGAAUGCAGGCUAGAGAACAUGAGGACUCUUUGUGUGGUAUGCCAUGCUGAUGUAACUGCUUUGCAAUGUGCUGAACGACGUUUGGCGAGGAUCAAGGCCAAGAAACAACUUAAAGCCAUCAUGAAUGGCCUCAGAAAUAUUAAAGAAGCAGAACAAAGUGGUUCUAAUCUAAAGGAUCAUGAUCAUAUGGAGAACAUUGUGGACGAUGAGCUUUUAAUAGAGGUUCCCGGGAGCGCAUACUCUGGAGCAGGAAAUGGUGUCACUCGAACCGAAAAGCAUUAGGAGACGGAGUCUUCAUAACCAACAGUGAAUGACGAGUCUAUUAUUUUUGUUGUGUAUCACCCCUUGUUUUGUAGUAAGCUUGGAAAGAAGAUGGAUUUUUAAUCUGAGUUAGUAAUAAGAAAGGGAAUUGAUUUUCACACUCCCUUUUUUUAUAUCCACGCUCCCUUUUUUGUCUUUUAGCAAAAAAAUACAUAACACUUUCCAACACUAAAAAUCAAAAAAGGGAGUGUAGAUAUCAAAAAGGGAGUGUGAAUAUCAUUUCCCAUAAGAAAAAUAGUAUAUAAAAGCAGAGCAGCAGUUUAAGAAUGUAUCGUCAAUGGUAAGCUAUGCAAUCUUAAGAGCUUGGAAAGAAGAUGCAUUUGUAAUCCGAGUUAGCAAUUAGAAAAGGAGGUUAUAAAAGUGAUGAAGAAGGAUUUAGGGGUAUUGUUUCAUUUGUGUCUUUAGUGUGUAGGGUUUUGAGUUUAUAAAUAGAUGUCUUGUACCCUCAUUAGUUAAUUUUUUUUUGAUGUAUUGAUAAAAGAAUAUAGAGAGCUUUUGCUCCUUGUAUCCCAUUUUGGGAUUUAUCUUUCUUAUGAAUCUAUUCCUUGAUUUGGUUUGCAUCA
Molecule: messenger RNA, 4391 nt
Organism: Rhododendron vialii
Lineage: Eukaryota; Viridiplantae; Streptophyta; Magnoliopsida; Ericales; Ericaceae
Exons: 24
Coding region: 127-3789 (1220 amino acids)
Biological process (GO): replication fork processing; DNA repair
Cellular component (GO): nuclear replication fork
Molecular function (GO): endonuclease activity; ATP binding; zinc ion binding
Source: RefSeq, a predicted model, not a curated record